Molecule: messenger RNA, 1313 nt
Organism: Effrenium voratum
Lineage: Eukaryota; Dinophyceae; Suessiales; Symbiodiniaceae
Source: the annotation of a GenBank genome assembly
GUCCCCGAAUGUGCCUGCCGACACUUACUUCUUCCCGCGGCCCAUGACGCGGCGUCUCCAUGGGCGUGGGUCAGAGUGUGGAGAGCCUGUACUUCCAGCAGAAGGUGAAGCUCGGGCAGGGGGGCUUUGGCACCGUCUGGCGCGCAGUGGACCGGACGACCCACCGCUUCGUGGCGGUGAAGCAGAUCGACAAACUGAAGGCCUAUUGGCAAGGUGCCAAGCGUUCUGACCUGCUUUUGGAGAUCGACUUUCUCAAAGCAUGUGACCAUGUGAACAUCACCAAGCUGUACAACUACUUCGAGGACAGCUCCUCCAUCUCCAUUGCAAUGGAGUACUGUGACGGUGGAGAUCUGGAGGACAAGCUGAAGGAGAGAGGCGCAAAGCUGCCAGAGGCGCAGUCGGCCAGCUGGACCCGGCAGAUCUGCGGUGCCAUCAAGCACUUGCACGAGCGGGACAUCUGUCAUCGCGACAUUAAGCCGGGCAACUUCAUGUUCAGCACCUCUUUGCUGAAGCUCUCCGACUUUGGCUUUGCCACCUUCCUCAAGAAGGGCCAAACCACCAUGGAGGAGCAAUUGGCCUUGGCUACCUGGUGUUGUUUGGCUACCUGGCGGUCUUCUUGCUUGUUGGCCUUUGGUUUGCUCACCGCCCUUGACGUGGGGACCCCGGCCUUCAUGGCUCCGGAGCAACAUCAGCUGAGCAAGGGCGGCCCUGGAUACAGCCACUCUGUGGACGUUUGGGCUGCUGGCUGCAUGCUUCAUAUGUUUCUGUCGAAUGGCCGCCACCCCUUUGUGACCUCCAAGAACUCCCUGGACAUGGCGAACCUCCUCAAGGGAAAUGCGGACUUCGGUCUUUCUAUGUUCGGGGAGCUGCUGGGCGUGGCGGUGGCGCCAGAGGCCAAGGACCUCUGCCGCCGCAUGCUCGCGCCGGAGCCCAGGUCGCGAAUUGGGGUCGAGGAGGUGCUGCAAAACAUUUGGGUGAAGAGUGAGAAGGAGGAGGUGCCGGAGGAUGCUGCGCAGCACUUCGCGCAGCUCAAGCAGCAGCUGCUCAUGGCAGAGCAGCAGCUCAAGGAAGCAGAGGAGCGGGAGCUGUCGCUGAAGAGCCGCUUGCAAAAGCAAGACGACUCGGUAGUGCUCGUCACCAUCCCCGUGACUCUGCCCGCCUGCAUCAAUCGCUGCAGCUCCUGUACCACUUGCGCCGCGGAUCGCAUCGAGCCGCAGCGGAUCAAGAAGUGGUGACCGUUUUUUUUUUUCGCGUUCCACGAAAGGGACGCGCGCUCCAAAGGACGGUCAACGUGCUGUUCCUGGCGUUUGUCG